ACUGCACAUCAGGAUCUAAGUUAAUCUGUCUCGAGCGUUGUGUGUGAGACUUUCCACACUCUCUGGGUCUUGAUUAAAGACUGUAAUCUGUCAACAGCUUUCCCGUCAUCCAAAACCAUGGCGUCUUAACUAGUUAAAGUCCACCUUUCAUGUUGAAGCUCAGGAAGCGCUAUAACAGAUGCUGGUGCUGUGGACAGCGCACACAUGAAGCAUGGACAGAGAACCAGAGGGAGCCCAGACACCUAUUUGAGAUUCAGCAUCUCCACGAGACAGCACAAAGGCCGCCCUCUCUCUCGAAAAAUAGCGGCUAAUGUACGAGAUUCAUUGACUUCAUUUAAGGAUUAGUCCGGCACGGACCUUUAAUUUUACGCAUUUCGUGUUAUUCAUGUCGUGCUAUUCUUCCGCCUGCGCAGUUCAAUAAGAUCACAGACGGGCAGAUGUGAAACAGACCCGAGAUUGAUUGUGAUGAACGAGAAACAACAAAAUUUCCCCGUAACGAGGGUUUAUGUGGGAAGACGUGGCGGGCAUCUGGGAAGUAACCUUAGCAACCGGAGAAUCCUGAACCCCGCUUAGUUUACGUAGAAGCAUCAUUUCAUCGCUGACGUUCCAUUUUCAGAACCUUGGACAACGACGAGCACGUUCCACAGUGCGACAAGCCGAGGAAAAAAAGAGGAUAAUCGACGAAUAUUUAUAUAUUUUCCUAUUCUACUUGUUUUAUCUACAUUUAUCACCGCGAGGAAGACGUAUUGAUAAAUUCUGUAUCUAAAAACCCUGUAAUAAUCAAGGCGACAUGGGAACUGUUUUGUCAGUCUCCCCGAGCUACCGAAAGGCAGGCCUGUUUGAUGAAGUACCACCGCCUCUAGCACAUUAUACAGCUGUGCAGAACAGUAAAAACGCCAAGGACAAGAGCUUGAAGCGUCACUCGCUCAUCAAUGUCCUGCCAUGGAAGCGUAUUGUGGCAGCUUCAGCCAAGAGAAAAGGUUCUAAGAAGCUGGCCUCUGGGGACAGUCAAGAUGAAGAGAGCGUGGGCACCCUCAACAGCCAAAAUCUAAAGAAGACCCAGUCCUGUGCCAACCUCUCUGGCUUCACCCAGGAGCCAGCCGUGAGCUCCAUUUCCACAUCCAAAACCACCACCAAUGUGGCCUCCACUGGGAAGAGGACCUCCAUCACCGGAUCGGUGGGCCAAGCGACCAACGCAGGCACACCCAAAAGAGUGAUCGUGCAGGCUUCCACCAGCGAGCUCCUGAGGAGCCUGGGUGAGUUCCUGUGCCGACGCUGCUACCGACUGAAGCGCCUCUCCCCAGCCGACCCCGUUCUGUGGCUACGCAGCGUGGACCGCUCCCUUCUGCUCCAGGGCUGGCAGGACCAGGGCUUCAUCACCCCAGCUAACGUGGUCUUCCUCUACAUGCUCUGUCGUGAGGUCAUUUCGGGCGAGGUGUCCAGUGAGCGUGAGCUACAGGCCGAGCUGCUCACUUGCCUCUACCUGUCCUACUCCUACAUGGGAAAUGAGAUCUCAUACCCGCUCAAGCCCUUCCUGGUGGAGACGGAUAAGGAUGCCUUCUGGAAUCGCAGUCUGGCGAUCAUCAAUCGCAUGAGUAGCAAAAUGCUCCAGCUUAACUCUGACCCACACUACUUCACGCAGGUUUUCGCUGACCUGAAAAACGAAAGUCAAAAGGAGGAGGAGAGCAAGCUGCUUAUAGGCUUGGAUCGAUAAGUAAGGCGCUUGUGCAUAAACAGAAAAAUAAUGUGCAUAAAAACCUUGUGCACAAUUAUUAUUAUUAUUAUUAUUAUUUUAUUUUUAUUUUUUACAAAAACACUUUAGUGUCAUUAGUAUUAAAAAGCUCCAGGGCAUAGUUUUGAAGCUUAUUUGUAGCAAUGAAGGAGACUAGAGUGGCCAUUCUAAGGAAUAGUUCAACUACAAAUACAAAUUUGGACAUUUUUACUCAUCCUCAGGCCACCCAAGAUGAGAUGAGUUUGUUUCCCUUGUUCACUAAUAGAUUCUCUGCAGUGAAUGGGUGCCGUCUGAAUGAGAGUCCAAACAGCUGAUAAAGACAUCACAGUAAUCCACAAGACUCCAGUAAAUCAAUUAAUGCCUUGUGAUGAAAAAAGCUGUGUGUUUUGUAAUAAAAAAAUUAAGAGUUUCGUCUAAAAUACGAGUCCUCUAUCCAUGUUAUUGCUUUCUCCAGUGAUCAAAAGAGCAAUCAGGAGAGAAACGUACACAAAUAAAGCACCAUAUACAAGCUAAAACUGUUCAAAACCAUUCUAAACAAAGAUUUGGGGGAUUUUCCUGUGAGAUUUUGACUCAUUAUGGACUCCAUUCACCGCAGAGGAUUUAUUGGUGAGCAAGUGAUGUAAUGCUAAAUUUCUCCAAAUCUGUUUCGAUGAACAAACAAAUUCAUCUACAUCUUGGAUGGCCUGAGGGUGAGUAAACGUUCAGCAGAUUUUUAUUUUUGAGCAAACUAUUCCUUUAAGAUCUGACCAAGACGCAGGAUGACACCUUACCAACCAAUAAGGUAUUCAGUGACUGGUCAUGUGGCGCUCCGGAGGUCAACGAAUCAACUGCAGGAUAUACAGAUCACCCAUACACAAACAUGAGCAGCAGUCUUUAUGACUCCCAAUAAAAAAAUGCUUCUUGACUCACAAAAAAGACUGAACGGCAUGAAUUGAAAACCUCAGCUUGUGCUGUAUUCUUACAGCUUGCCGUGCUCACAACAGACCAAGUAGUUUGAAAAUGAGAGCCAAGUUAGCAACACUUCAAAAUAAUACAAACCAAAGACUCUAGAUUGACCUUAUGCGAUUUCUACAUUCACAUAAAUCCUAUACACUGAUGAAGUGAUACAUAUGAGGACCAUGAACUGCUGCUCUUGCAUGGCAUCACGUUUUCAACGUUAUGUUUGUUUUGCAUAUCUCAGUGGCCUUUAAAGAAGGUCUGGGUCUUAAACUGCUGCAGGUUCGAGGACAUUUGAUGCCGUGGCCUGUCCAAACAUACAUCAGUUGUUGUUGUUAAUGACAUUCUAUAUCAAGGAAAUUUAUUAUGCUUUAUGAGCUCAAAUGAUUCACAAUUUGGUAGGAAGAAAUGACCACACUGCUUCCAACUUUCACCUAGAGAAGGAGACUUGUUUUCCAAGUUGCGCUACCUAUUGUCAUCGUGAAAAGAACUGAAAUAUCUAAUAGGGAACAAACAAAUGGAGAGGUAGAAAUUUGAUGUAUUUUCAACAGCAAGUACUGUAUGUUCUUAUACGGGUGUCAAUGCAUGCUUCUUUGACUGACCACACACUUUUUAAAAGAUCUUUGUUUAUGAUUUGAUGGUCACAAUUUUUCUAUGACGUUCUUUUGGACACUGUUCCAAAAAUGAUGUGCCAUAAAGACAUAAAAGUUAUAAAAGAAAGCUAGAAGUACACUAAGUUUUUGUAGCCUCAUUAGGAACGGGGUAUUUUUGAAGGAGCAAAGGAGAAGGGGCAUUAUAGAAAGACCCGAGUAGGAGACAUACAAUGACACAAAUAUUUUGUUAGAAAAGAAAGGGAAAAUGGCUUGUAUGGUUAAAAUUUUUUGAUUGUUUUCAGUCCAUUACAGGUCCCAGAGUGCUAUUUUCAUAAUUAUGCAUACAUAAAAACCAAACCCUGCAGUUAUUUUAAAUACUGAAAAGCCCUGUAUCAGAUACAAGAAACUCUAAAAAACAUAACAAUGCAAGGGACACAUGUAAAAUAAAUAACCACUGUUACUAAAGUUGGAAACAUGUUAUUUCACAGUUUUAAGUCAGCCUGUUAAAAAUGAUACGUUAAUUUUGCCCCAAACACUCAUUUUUAGUCUUCUUUUCUGCAAUGUAAUGCACUCUCACAUAUCUGAGAAAGAGUAUUAACAAAUUUGACAGCACGGUUGAUUUGAUUUUACUUCCAGAAUUUGACACACAUUGCAAACCAGUGUUAGUAGGCUAGUAGAUUGGUUGCUGAUGAGAUGUUUUGAAGUGAUGUAAUCAGUAACCAUCCUGUGGACGAGGUGCAGUCAUUCUGUGAAUGAGAGAUUUUCAUCAGCUUUCUCUCGCUACAUUGUUCUCUCACUGUCCAAGCUUCAGUAUGUGACAUGAGGACAAGCACAGUUUUUGUUAAAGGUGAUGAAAAGUGAUGAAGGAGGGACUUUGAAGAAGUUCACAGGUAUAAUAUUGACAUUUGCAAAGGGCCGUUUGAAUAGAUUUUUGAGUCUUAACAGGCCUCUAUAGAAGUGCAGCAGCUUUUCAAUAUGCAAGUGAUAAAUAUACUGAUGAAAUGUUAGAUACUAAGACGAAUUAUCUGUAGCACACAAAAACUGAUCAAAUCAACUCAGAUGGCAGUUUCGCAAUAUGCAGUUUUAAAGAUCAAUGGCAAACAAAAGUUAACACAGUCAGACCACAGUCUUUAAACCCAUUUAUUUCAUUACAUAAAUUCUCUUGUAAGUUUUUUUUUUUUUUUUCAGUUGAUGUAUGGGAUCAUUUAAACACAAUGCUAUUUACAUAUUUCUGAUCAUUUGCUGAUAAUGCAUUUACAUGUCCCCCCUUUGUGUCUGGCCUCAUUCUGAUAAAACAUUCUGUUGGUGCUAUUAAUGCAGAAAUCACGUUUACCCAUAACAAGACCUUGCUCAUUGGUUAGCUGAAUGUAGUUAAGUUUUGUACAUAGGGCAGAAAGACUGUACUUGCAUUGAUGCUACAACUACAAUGGCUCCAUUGGUAGAACAGGAUACUGGAUGUGAUGAUUACGGACCAACAGAUUGGGGUGGAGAAAGACCAUUAAUUACAGCAACUCUGUUCUUGUCAUAGAUAAUGAAAGAGGCAAAGUUGUAUUAUUAUGUUUUAUACAAUUUUUGUGGUUGAUGUAACAUCCUUCAACAGGAAAAAAAAAACACUGUACAGCAACAAAAGAUUGAAAUAUGAUUUUCUCUUUUCUUUAUGUUUCACGUUGUGUGAACUUUGUUGAACAAAAUGAAACAAAAAUGAUAUGUAACUGAUAUAUUUAAAGAAGCAAUCUCUUACAGUAUAUGGGUGUGUAUGAAUGUGAGUUUGUGCAAUGACUUUGGUCAACUCUUCUAUCUACUUUAUAUAAAAAUGUGCAUUUGCAAGCAAAAA
This is a messenger RNA of Carassius gibelio (silver crucian carp), 5095 nucleotides long. RefSeq names its product cyclin-dependent kinase 5 activator 1-like. Bases 791 to 1714 code for a protein of 307 amino acids. The transcript has 2 exons. The record is from RefSeq and is a predicted model, not a curated record. Gene Ontology annotation, cellular component: cytoplasm; protein kinase 5 complex. Gene Ontology annotation, molecular function: protein kinase binding; cyclin-dependent protein serine/threonine kinase activator activity. Gene Ontology annotation, biological process: positive regulation of cyclin-dependent protein serine/threonine kinase activity; activation of protein kinase activity; brain development. Lineage: Eukaryota; Metazoa; Chordata; Actinopteri; Cypriniformes; Cyprinidae.